AUGUUAGACUCAAUGACACACUCAAAUUUGAGUCCCAUUUUCAUCUUCCUCCUCCUUCUUGUUUCUUACCAUCAUCACUACGUUACUGCAGAAGUUCAGCCGGCGAAACAACCACCCUGUCCUUACGGAUCUCCAACAGCAUUAUGGGAUGUACCGCCGUUUGGUGUAAUUGUUGGAGCCGCCAUUGCAACACUUCUCUUAAUUUUCAUCUUCUUCUUGUUCCUUGGCCGCUACAUAUUGUUGGAGUCAUCAAAAUAUGGAGUUGGCAUUGGUAUAAAUCCACAACUACUCAAAACUUUCCCAAUUGUAUUGUACUCUUCCAUCACCAAACAUGUUAAGGAAGGUGAUGAAGGUCCUCUACCAUGUACUGUGUGUCUCACUGACUUCGAUCAUAAUGACACCAUUCGUGUGUUACCUCAAUGUAACCAUUUCUUUCAUCCUCCAUGUAUUGAUGCUUGGCUUUCUACCCAUGCCACUUGUCCUGUUUGUCGUACCAACCUCAACGGCGACCGUGGUAUCGAAUCGGUGUGA
Molecule: messenger RNA, 531 nt
Organism: Vicia faba (fava bean)
Lineage: Eukaryota; Viridiplantae; Streptophyta; Magnoliopsida; Fabales; Fabaceae
Source: the annotation of a GenBank genome assembly